AUGGCAUCACCUGAAAUUCAAGACUCGUCUCAGGCUUCCGACAGCGGAGGCGAUACAGUUAUCGCGCAAUAUCUGGUUACCAAAGUGGCAUGGUGGGCGACGUAUCCACGGAUCCUCAUCGUCACUUCCUCGACGCUCAGUACCUACGAUCCCGAAACAUUCCAUUGCACCGACCAGUGGGGUAUCGCUGACAUUGAAGCCGUAGAGCUAUCACAAGCCAAGAACCAGUUCGUGCUUCGAUUCGAGAAGUCCCGCUUUCGCUCGGCCAAGUUGAAAUUUGCCUGCUCUGCUCAAAGCCAUCUGCUGUCCUUGCUAGCUCGUCUACGUCGACAAGCGCAAGGGAAGAUACUCUUGUACCGACUCUUGGGUGCUCGCAGACUUUACUUUCGUUGCAUUGAGCAAUUCGCUGAUGCUUCAAACAAAUCGCUCUUCUUGCAAGUCACGGUCGCCGGUAUCGUCCUUUUGAACGAAAAGGGUCGACGUCUGCAAAGUUUACCAUUCCUGUAUCUUCGAAAAGUAGCAUUCUCAACGGAGGAUGAACAGGGGAUGGUCCUCACCACGGCGUUUCAGAAUCGGAUCUUCCUAUGUGGGGAACGACACGAUUGUUUGAACGAGAUCGUGGCUGCAGCAAAAGAGGCUGGGGUCGUGCUGGACAAGACGUCGAGUGACCUCACGGCCCUGCAGCUUCGUCUGCGCAAUACGCAGGUACUCAAUCGUCCUUCGUUCAUCCGGUUUGACGUGAAGAAAGCGAAGAACACAGAAGGUCGCGGCGACAUCUCUCCAGACGGCGAGGAAAGUGACGGUGCAAAGAAGCGGUACAAGGAGAUUCAACUCAUCUUGCAAGGGGAUGCGGUGGUCGAAUUGCAUCGCUCUAUGCGCAUGGUCAUCGCACGUCCAUACAGUGCGCUAGUAGCCAUUGUGCGCCCAGAUUGGGAUCCACGAAUGCUGGUGCUGGACUUCAAGCAGGAAGAUACACUGGUCCUUGACGUCGAUGGUCGUGAUCAACUUAUCACCUUGCUACUACUGGUGUGCCGCGAAGCAGGUUACCACAACGUCGUUCUCCUGUCUUCUGGUCUCAAUUAUAGCCGAUUUUAUCACCCCCAUGCGGUUGACAACGCAGCACGCAGUGACAGCAACACUGCUGGAACUCUGAUGGAAACGUUUCUGCUCACACGUAUCACGCAAACGGGCUUGGGAGCGGAAGAUAACAAUGGUGGGAGGAGCCGGGUUAGUAGCGUGUGGUCACCUCGAAGGCGCCGUGGAGGAAGUGUGACUCCGCGUGCUUCUCACGGAAACAAUUACACGGCAGACACGGACGAGAAUGGACGUGGCAGUUGGUUUCAGCGGCACAUUCGAAAGGACAGGUGCGUAACCGAUCCCAUCCACGAAACACGCACUUCCAUGGAGUCGAGAGUGUCCAUGAAUGACAGUGUGAGCAUUGUCGUCGCUAUGGAAGAGCUCAAUGCCAAUCUUCUGCUCGAUGAGCUCACCCGAAGCGAGGUGAAGCAAGCUGAAGUGGUGAAUAAAGCCAUGGAGCUCGUUUUUGAGCACCUCGUGACAUUGAUAGCUUCACUACGACGAUACGGGGAAAUUACCAGCUCCGAGCUUCCGACCACUUUACAGGCACUGCUACGUUUAUAUCAUCAUCCAGAUGCCUGCUUCACGAAUGAGAUGAUACCACAAGUAUAUGACGCUGUACACGAGCUUAUCUUGCAGCAAGAUGUUCUCACAUGCUACUGGUGUCUCCGACUGCUACAGUGCUUCCUGGUCGUCCGAACUCCGAAUGUCUCGCCUGACACCGACGCGGCGGGUAACCAGCGUACAAAGAUGGUUCAGCACUUUGUCCACCACAAGACACUCCAGCUCGCCGUUGCGGACCUCAUCCCAGCCUCCUUUGCUGCAUCGAGCUCCACGUCAUUCAUGGCAAACUCGUCUACCAUCGGAGCAGCAUUCUGGACAGCAGAUUCAAAUACUGGGAGUAGCACUCCAUCCAGCUACUCGUCAGCUCACUCCUCAACUUUGUGUACAAAGGAAGCACAAGUACAGAACGAGAUCAAUGUGGUCUUUUACGAGACAUUGCUCACGCUGCACCACCUCGUGGUGCACAUGCGAAGUGCUGCAAAGAAGCAUCGCGCGGUACGCGACCGGCAAAAUCACGAUAAAGCACAAACGCGCCACAAACGCGACUUGAACGACGUCCCAGUUCAGACGCCGUCAGAUGUACUGGCACAAAAGCUACUGGGAAAGUACCAAUUUCUCAUGGACUCAAUUGUGGAUGUACGUCUCGGACGCGUCGCCGAAACGUCGGUCGCACUCGUAAAAUUCGUGUUGAACCACUUUUCAGCCAAGACACCUGCGAUUCUGCUCAAACUGCCAUCAAGUGACAGCCAACUGUCAUAUCUAAGUGAGAAGUCUGUUGAUUCUCCAAAGAAGUGGCUGGCCACACUUCGUUCUUUCCUCGACGACUAUGAAAAGGUAUCCAAAAGCAGGGCGGAACCCCGAUCACUCAACUUUGGUACCCAGAAGACGAUCGAAAUGCCCGUGGAUGUUGCUAGCUUUGGAGCCAACGAGUGCAUAAAAGCUUCAAUGGAACAGUUGCUCAACCCAGGUACUACAAACGGCCUUGCAGCCGUCAACUCGAACGGAUCCAUGAGACUCGAGUAUCUAGACCCGAACGAUCCGUCAAACUCACCUCUGAAAGAACGAACUCGUGCAAAACCAUCGAAGCCGAGGCCCCAUCAAAAGCCGAUAGCAGUGCAACAGUCCAAGGAGCUUCUGAAGCAGCCAAACAAUAUCAAGACAGGCGAUCCCUUCGCCCCAAGAUAUGGCCAGCCGCAGCGCCAAGUCGUUACAAGUCCCACAAAGUCCAUCCGUCGUGGUCCCAGAGCAAAGGUUGUCAUUGUAAGAAAACACGCUGGCAUCGUCCGUCCAAGAUUGCAAGCUCAAGCGGCUCCAGGUAUCGUUCGUCCAAGGUUUCAAGCUCAUGCGGCUCCAGGCAUGGUCGGUCCAAGAUUGCGUACUCAUGCGGCCCCAGGCAUAGUUGGUCCGGGAUUGCGUGCUGAUGCACCUCCAAUAGUGCGAGCGAAACGCCCAGUUGUCCAGCCGCCACUUGGAUCGCGUCGAACCACGAAUAAAUGCAAUGCGUGCACCAGGUGUAAUGAUGUGUGCAUCGACGAGCGCUGCAUUUUCUGUGCAGAUAAGAAGUACCAGUUGAAAGUGACGUACGGGGGACCUUCCGGAGCCGUCAGGUCCACAGCGCAGAAAGCAGCACGGCAACAUCGUACACCAUCGCCAACUGACAGCUCCUCCAAAGUUGAGCGGGAGUACUCGUGCUGCGAAACGAAGCGACAUCAAAGCACGCGUUCAUGCUGGAUCCGGGUUGACGACAGUGUGUACGACGUGACAGACUUGCUCGGAGUACAUCCUGGAGGAGCACAAGUUCUACUAGAAGCUGCUCAGCAUGGUGGGGAUUGCGGCCCCAUCUUGAAGACGCAUCCACCGGUGGCACAGAAAAUGAUGGUGCAAUAUCGGCUUGGACGGUACUACGAGUGUAGCAUGUCAUAG
This is a messenger RNA of Peronospora matthiolae, 3564 nucleotides long. The record is from the annotation of a GenBank genome assembly. Lineage: Eukaryota; Oomycota; Peronosporomycetes; Peronosporales; Peronosporaceae.